AUGUCCCCUCCCUCCCCCGUCCUCAUCUUCAGUCCCUCCGGCGCCGUCGCCUCCUCCGCCGCCCUCGAACUCCAACGCCUUAAUCACCCCAUCUACCUCGCCAUGCGCGACCCAUCCAAACCCCUUCCAGGCCUCUCCACCUCUAUCCCCCGCCUCCAAGCCGACCUCUCGGAACUCCCCUCCCUAACCCGCGCCGUGCAAGAAUCUGGCGCCACAACCGCCUUCCUCUACACCAUCUGGUCAUCAUCUGACCACAUGGCCUCGACCUUCUCCACCCUGCAAUCAGCAGGGAUAACCUUCAUCGUGCUUCUCUCCAGCUUCACCGUACGCGGCGAUCAGGGUCAAGACACAGAUAUGAGCCAGCACAUCAACGCCGUGCACGCGCGCACCGAGGCAGCGUUGGCAGCGAGCGGCGUGCCGUAUGUCGCUGCAAGACCGGCGUAUUUCAACAGUAACGUGCUCGCAAACAAAGCCGAGAUCAAAGCGGGCAAAGUCGGGCUCGUGUAUCCUGACGUCCCGUUUGAUUUCAUCGCGCCGAGUGAUGUUGGGGUCGUGUGA
This is a messenger RNA of Parastagonospora nodorum SN15, 558 nucleotides long. RefSeq lists its product as hypothetical. The transcript has 2 exons. The coding region runs from base 1 to 558 and encodes 185 amino acids. The record is from RefSeq and is a predicted model, not a curated record. Lineage: Eukaryota; Fungi; Ascomycota; Dothideomycetes; Pleosporales; Phaeosphaeriaceae.